Molecule: messenger RNA, 1621 nt
Organism: Schizophyllum commune H4-8
Lineage: Eukaryota; Fungi; Basidiomycota; Agaricomycetes; Agaricales; Schizophyllaceae
Product: dihydrolipoamide succinyltransferase
Exons: 7
Coding region: 57-1376 (439 amino acids)
Biological process (GO): tricarboxylic acid cycle
Cellular component (GO): oxoglutarate dehydrogenase complex
Molecular function (GO): dihydrolipoyllysine-residue succinyltransferase activity
Source: RefSeq, a predicted model, not a curated record
CUCGACGGCAGUACACGGGUUUCCAGUGAAGCUGUUCCUUGUCCUUAGCGUCGACCAUGUUCUCCCAGCGCGUGAUCAUACCUGCCCGGACGCGCAGCCUUGCUAGCACUGCGUGCACAUCUGCUUUGACAGCCGGAUGGAAGGUUGCCGGCCGUGCUCCUCGCGCUCUAUUUCAUUCAUCCCGGCUCCUUCAAGCCACGACGGUCAAAGUUCCUCAGAUGGCGGAGUCCCUGACAGAGGGAACAUUGAAGACUUGGCUCAAGCAGCCUGGCGAGGCCGUGGCCGCAGAUGAAGAAAUCGCGACUAUCGAGACGGACAAGAUUGACGUACCCGUCAAUGCUCCAGCAGCCGGGAAGCUGGUUGAGCACCUAGCUAAUGAGGAAGACACCGUCACUGUGGGGCAGGACCUCUUCGUGAUAGAAGAGGGCGCUGAGGGCGAAGCGGCUCCCGCCAAAGACAAUCAACCCGAGUCCAGCGCUGAAUCUGAGAAGCCUGCGUCCGAUGCUGCACCCCCGCCUCAAGAUCAAGCGGCUCAGAAGCCUGCGCCGUCGCCUUCGUCCCCAAGCGAUGCCGCGUCCAAGUCCGCUUCGCCACCAUCCAAGGAAGAGCGCUCUGCAGCACCCGUCAAGAAGGCUCAACCCGCAUCUGAGUCUAAGGGCCCUGCACCAACGACCUCGUCCCGUGGCGAGACACGAGUUAAGAUGUCUCGUAUGCGACUUCGGAUAGCGGAACGUUUGAAGGAAUCUCAGAAUGCUGCCGCCUCGCUCACCACAUUCAACGAAAUCGACAUGUCAUCUCUCAUGGAGAUGCGUUCCAAAUACAAAGACGCUGUUCUGAAGGAACAUGACGUGAAACUUGGGUUUAUGAGCGCGUUCGCCAAGGCCAGCACCCUUGCGCUGAAGGAAAUCCCCGCUGCCAAUGCAUCUAUCGAAGGCGAUGAGAUCGUGUAUCGCGACUACGUCGAUCUGAGCGUUGCGGUGGCGACUCCCAAGGGACUUGUGACGCCCGUGGUGCGCAACGCAGAGAGCCUUGGCUUUGUCGACAUUGAGAAGGAGAUUGCGGCCCUCGGCAAGAAGGCGCGUGACGGGAAGCUCACAUUGGAAGACAUGUCGGGAGGCACAUUCACCAUUUCCAAUGGUGGUGUCUUUGGAUCGCUCUUCGGCACGCCGAUCAUCAACCUGCCACAAGCAGCAGUACUCGGUAUGCAUGCUAUCAAGGAUAAGCCUGUGGUCGUCAAUGGGCAGAUCGUGGUUCGCCCGAUCAUGGUCAUUGCUUUGACGUACGAUCAUCGUCUGCUGGACGGUCGCGAAGCUGUUACCUUCCUCGUGCGCGUGAAGGAGUACAUCGAGGAUCCUCGGAAGAUGCUCCUGGCAUGAUCGUAUCAUUUCCGUAUCCUAGUAUAUAUGUUCGAACUACGUCUUCAGCCCAACGAUGGAUCGCGCCUCUUGCGACGACAGUUUCCAUGUGAUCCCUGAGCCGUUGUAGAACUCAUCUACGUCUUCCUCCGCAUCCAGGUUGAGCAACGUACUCAUCUGUUGCAACCGCACAAACUUCUCGCGUACGUCGCCAAAUGCGGUCUGAGAAGCUAUGUAGUGGAUGAUUGCUCGGAGGUCCCUGUCAA